AUGGGACUCACAUAUGGAUUGGACUAUGAAGGGAAUGUGUGUGGUAGCAAGCAUCGUCACCGUGACCUUAACCAACUCGAGCUUAGAUACUGGUUAAACCCUAACCAGGUUUAUGAAAGUGGUUUGAAAGAUGGAGAGCUCAAAUUGGCUAACGCUAGGACCAUCUGUCUCUUGGACUGCCCUGCACCUUCAGAUGAUACUCUCAACUGGGUCUGUGACUAUCCUGACGGCGAGAUUCGUCUCAAGAUGAAUGAUUGGAUCGACAGGAACUACGACUACUUUGAGUUUCUUACUCCAGAAAUGAGGAACUCAUCUCUUCAGCUUCAGGGUCCUUGUUACCCUGUAAUAUUCCCUAGUGUGAAUGUUUACUGGAGCUGUCAAUAUAUUGCUCGCGCUUCGAAUUCAUCGCUGCGCCACUGGCAGCAGAUGGGUGGUGUAGAGAUUCAAGAAGACAUGAUCAUAGACAAAUCGAUCCGAAGAUCAUUGAAUUCUCGGGCAUCGGUUCUAAAGCGUUAUGUAGCUGAUAUUGGCAAGUCAUGGCCUGUGUUGAUUGUUUGUGGAGGCCUUGUCCCACUCCAUAUGGACUCAAAAAUGCUUAUAUCUUCUGUAGCUGGAUGGAUUGGGAAUGAUGCUGUAACACCUAUUAUCGGUGAGCAUGACCCAUACUUUCAUGUGUAUGGUCGAGAGCUGACUCAUGUCCGUGGAGUCGCCAUUCUCAUGACUUUUAUCUCAGUUGUUGCUAUCCUCACUUCAAUCGCCAUCAUCCGCCGUAUCCUCAUGGCAACAUCAGUCCUCAAGGUAGCUGCUAAAGUAAUAGGAGAAGUGCAUGCGCUGAUUAUUUUCCCGGCGAUACCGUACGCGAUGCUUGCGGUGUUCUAUAUGUUCUGGCUAUCGGCGGCUCUCCAUCUAUUCAGUUCCGGUCAAGUUGUUCCGAACAACUGCAACAACACCAACUGUUGCGCCUAUGAUCUCGUGUUGAAGAAAGUGAACUGUGACCAUUGCUGCGGUUACAGCAUACGUUACACUCCUCACAUCACCAUUGCCAUAUUCUUCCACCUGUUUGGUUGCUAUUGGGCCACACAGUUCUUCGUUGCGUCUUCAGCGACAGUGAUUGCUGGCUCUGUUGCUUCCUAUUAUUGGGCUCAAGGGGAAGCAUCGCCAGAGAUACCGUUUCUUCCUGUUUUCGCCUCAAUGAAGCGGCUUGCACGCUACAACCUAGGAUCCGUGGCUCUUGGUUCACUCAUUGUCUCUUUUGUUGAGUCUGUUCGGUUCAUUCUCGAAGCGAUUCGUCGUAGAACUAAAGUAAGCGGGACCACACCCGAUCACUGGUUUUGGAGGAUGGGGCAUUACACUUCACGUGGUUGUCUCAAAAGCGUUGAGUGGACUAUCAAGUCUGUUAACCGCAAUGCCUACAUAAUGAUUGCUAUAACAGGGAAAAGCUUCUGCAAAUCGUCUGCAAUCGCGACAGAGCUGAUCAUAAACAACAUUAUGAGGAUAGGCAAGGCAUGUUGGGCUUUGGGGUAUAUUGUGGCGACACUUUUCUUUGCGGUGGUUGAGAUGUCGAUAGACACAAUCAUACUCUCCUUCUGUCAAGACUCAGAGGAGAAUCAAGGGAAUGCUCAGCACGCGCCUCCUCUUCUGCUUGAGACUUUAGAUAGCAAUCAGGAGGAAGAGGUUCAGAGACUUACCCACUGA
Messenger RNA from Thlaspi arvense, 1695 nucleotides. NCBI's taxonomy places the organism in Eukaryota, Viridiplantae, Streptophyta, Magnoliopsida, Brassicales, Brassicaceae. The record is from the annotation of a GenBank genome assembly.